Molecule: messenger RNA, 180 nt
Organism: Vanderwaltozyma polyspora DSM 70294
Lineage: Eukaryota; Fungi; Ascomycota; Saccharomycetes; Saccharomycetales; Saccharomycetaceae
Gene: SNM1
Product: Snm1p
Exons: 1
Coding region: 1-180 (59 amino acids)
Source: RefSeq, a predicted model, not a curated record
AUGAAUAGAGAUCAAUUUGAAAAAUUUAGAGAUAGACAAAUACGAAAAAAGUAUGAUUUGGUUCAUAUGGUGCCACAUUUAGGUAUACCUGAACUAUCUGGAGUAUACUUAAAGAAUUUUUAUAAUUCUUGUAAAAGGUAUGAAGUUGUGUUGCCAACAAAUAUAACUGCAUCAAAAUGA